Molecule: messenger RNA, 2273 nt
Organism: Lycium barbarum (goji berry)
Lineage: Eukaryota; Viridiplantae; Streptophyta; Magnoliopsida; Solanales; Solanaceae
Product: protein DETOXIFICATION 46, chloroplastic-like
Exons: 14
Coding region: 236-1840 (534 amino acids)
Biological process (GO): transmembrane transport
Cellular component (GO): membrane
Molecular function (GO): xenobiotic transmembrane transporter activity; antiporter activity
Source: RefSeq, a predicted model, not a curated record
CAGGGCCGUUGGCAUGACAGUUACCGAAACCCGAGCAUAUUCGAAGCAGCCGCCAAUUUUCAAGUUGCUCGAAAAACUUUCUAUUUAAGGCCAUAUUUUCCAGUGGCUCAAAACUCUUUCCAUUUACGAUCAGAUUUUCCGCCUUAUAUCUUUCUGUAUUAUUCCAACAAAUUAUAACGCACUGCUGUUUUUUCGUCAAGUUGUUCAAUCAAGCACGGACUCUUCAUUUUGAGCAAUGAAUAUUCAAACCCUAACUUGUGAAUCUCACAUUCCGAUAAAAAACCCUAAAUUCAAUCCGAAUUUCCAUGUUGAUUUCUCUUCAACCCGACUGCGAACAUAUCGGGUUACACAAUUGACCCGAAAAUGCAAUCACCGCAAGCGAAUAAUCACUGCUUGCGUAAACCCUAGCCAAGAGAUUCCAGUAAAACUAGAAAACUUGAAUUUGAAUUCAUGUAAUAGCGAAGAAAAAGAUGAAGAACAAGUAGAAGAGGUAACCGUUAGAGAAGAAAUUACAGUGGUGAAUUCUAAUGGUAAAGGUGAAUUUUCUGGAAAUGAAAGCAUUUGGGCACAAAUGGUGGAGAUUGUUAAGUUUUCAGGGCCGGCAGUUGGGUUGUGGUUAUGUGGGCCUUUAAUGAGUCUCAUUGACACUGCUGUUAUUGGUCAAGGAAGUUCCAUUGAACUUGCAGCUUUAGGUCCUGGAACAGUGUUUUGUGAUAACACAAGCUAUGCUUUUAUGUUCCUUUCAAUUGCAACUUCAAAUUUAGUUGCUACGGCACUUGCCAGGCAGGAUAAAGAUGAAGUGCAACAUCAGAUAUCUAUAUUGCUCUUCAUUGGGUUGGCCUGUGGUGUUGUGAUGUUUAGCUUUACAAGAAUGUUUGGUGCUUGGGGAAUUACUGCUUUCACGGGGGCAAAGAAUACGGAAAUAAUAAAUGCAGCAAAUACUUAUGUCCAGAUUCGAGGCUUGGCAUGGCCUGCCAUGCUUGUUGGUUGGGUUGCCCAAAGUGCAAGUUUAGGCAUGAAAGACUCAUGGGGACCUUUAAAGGCUUUGGCAGUUGCCACUGCUAUUAAUGGCAUUGGCGACAUAGUCCUAUGCAGAAUCUUUGGAUAUGGUAUUGCUGGAGCAGCUUGGGCAACAAUGGUGUCCCAAGUUGUUGCAGCUUAUAUGAUGAUUCAAGCCCUGAACAAUAAAGGGUAUAAUGGUUUUGCCUUAUCUGUCCCAUCAGUGAAUGCACUUCUACAAAUUUUCAUGCUUGCAGCACCUGUGUUCCUAACAAUGAUGUCAAAGGUGGCAUUCUACUCUUUACUUGUCUACUAUGCUACAUCAAUGGGCACACACUCUGCUGCUGCACAUCAGGUCAUGCUACAACUAUUCUGCUUAUUUGCAGUAUGGGCUGAGCCUCUCUCUCAAACAGCACAGUCAUUUAUGCCUGAGUUGUUGUAUGGAGUGAACCGGAACUUGUCGAAGGCCCGAAUGCUGCUGAAGUCCCUUUUGAUCAUUGGAGCAUCAAAUGGAUUACUACUGGGAUCUGCGGGAGUGUCAAUAUCAUGGUUUUUCCCCAAAUUAUUUUCACCUGAUCCUUUGGUCAUACAAGAGAUGCACAAAGUACUGCUCCCGAUGUUUCUAGCUCUCUGGGUGUCGCCGUGUGUUCAUAGUCUUGAAGGAACCUUGUUGGCUGCAAGAGACUUAAAAUUUAUUAGCGGAUCAAUGGCCUCAGUAUUCGGUAUGGCGUCGCUUCUCGUCAUACUCUUUAGCAGUAAAGGAUUUGGUUUGGCAGGAUGCUGGUUUGCGCUAGUAGCAUUCCAAUGGGUAAAGAGCCGGGACAGAUUUUCUAGUCUUUGACACGAUUUUCGAUAGCUCUAUGGCGGCUCACUUUGGCGGAUGGCAUACUUUAUUUGGAAGACUCAAUUCAUGAUGAGUUAGAAAAGUUGAAAGUUGCGUAGGUUUAAUACGCUCAAGACGAAGUGUCCACAUAAAAAUGAAGUUUUGCGUUAAAGAUUCCAAUCUACCGCUGGUGCUGCAGUGAUCAAUCGUCAAGAUAAAAAAUAAUACCGUUGUCAACAUCAAUUUUUUUUUUCGAGAAACAUUUGUCAAUAUCUAGUUAAUUCACCCGCCAUGUAUCAUAACUCAAAUGAGUUGACAAUUAAUUACUAUUGACAGGUCCAAUAGUCGGAGCACUAUGGUAGUAGGUUUGUCAAUGUUUGAGAAUUUGAAAUUCCUGUAAACAUUAUUAAAGUUUAUACAUCAAGUCCAGAAUUAGCAAUCUUGUUAUUGA